AUGCUUUCAGCACAGAUUUGCUUAAUAUUUCUUCUCUUAACCCAUUUGCACACCCAACCAGAGCUGUCCUCCCCUCGUGGAGCCCUCCAGUCCACAAAGGUUGGACAGCAUUUUGUGAUCUCCCAGACGACAUUCCAACCUGCUCAUAUUGCCUCAGCCCGUUUUGCUUUGUCUAUCUUCCGGCUCGACUUGGCCGCCAUUACAAAUGACUCGGUUUUACUUCACAUUCCAAAGUGGCUUAUCAGAAGCCAUCUUGUACAUAACAACCGCAGCAGCUAUGCGCUUCUGCCAGUUGCCUUCUGGUGA
Protopolystoma xenopodis is the source of this 306-nucleotide messenger RNA. NCBI's taxonomy places the organism in Eukaryota, Metazoa, Platyhelminthes, Monogenea, Polystomatidea, Polystomatidae. The record is from the annotation of a GenBank genome assembly.